UUUCCGCAGAACUGCUGCCGAGCCAUUCGGUCCCUAGUCUGUAGCUGUGCAUUGGGUUCUUCCGUCCUAAGUGCAGGACUCUGCACUUGUCCUUGUUGAACCUCAUCAGAUUUCUUUUGGCCCAGUCCUCCAAUUUAUCUAGGUCCCUCUGUAUCCUAUCCCUGCCCUCCAGCGUAUCUACCACUCCUCCCAGUUUAGUAUCAUCCGCAAAUUUGCUGAGAGUGCAAUCCACACCAUCCUCCAGAUCAUUUAUGAAGAUGUAGAAGGAGUUGGUGCUUUUCAUUAGAGCUUUGCAGGAACCAGAAAUUCCCUUUGGGGGAAAUUCCAUUUUUAUUUUUUGUUUUGAAUCCAAAAGAAAAAAAGAAGAAGAAAAGAGAAACUUCCUGCAAAACCAAACAAAGGUUAAUAAUUUGGGAUCAAUUUAAAUAUUUCUUUUCGAUACAUUGUAAUGUUAUAUUCUGAUUUUGACUAUUUCAUUUUAUAAUUGAUAAUGCAAUAUACAACAAGCAUUUUUAUUAAACAAAGUUGCUUCAAACUGAAAAACAAAAAGGGAACAAUUUAACUUCAUUGAAAUGCUUCACAAAAAAAGAAAAUCAAAGUUGGCACAUUCCCAUGCAAAGUUUUGAUUUAAUCAAAAUAACAUUUUCCAACAGAAAAAUUGUUCCAUUAGAAUUUUUUUUUUUUGACCAGCUCUAAUUUGUAUAUGUGAGUGAGUAAAGGACAAGGGAAAUCGCAGGGCAAUGGGGUAUCUACGCUAUGGAUUUCUGGGUUAACAAAGGGAGGAGUUAGUCUCAGUUUGGACUCAUCACACUUAGUUCAAAGCUACUCUGCAAUCUGCAAAAACCAAAGAAUACGAGACUGUGCCCAGAAAGGAAAUGCCCAAUGACUAAGCCAAGUUCAGUCAGCCCAUUUCUAAGAACACGGGAAGUGAAACUCAACUCCCCUCAUGUCUCUUUCCUGCACUAGAAGUCAUGGCUGCUGCAAAUCCAGCAAAAACUCUCCAGGAUGAACUGACCUGUCCCAUCUGUCUGGAGUAUUUUCAAGAUCCAGUAUCUCUAGACUGUGAUCACAAUUUCUGCAGAGCCUGCAUCACCCAGUGCUGGGAGAGCUUGGAUACAGAUGUCUCCUGCCCUCAGUGCAGAGAGGCCUUUCCCCAGAGGAACCUCAGACUUAACAAGAAGCUCAGGAAUGUUGCAGAAGCAGUCAGAGAAUUGAGGUUGCAGUCAGUGAAGGAACCAGGAGCAGAGACAUUGUGUGAGAAACACAAGGAGCCUCUGAAACUGUUCUGCAAAAAGGAUAAAAUCCUCAUCUGUGUCGUGUGUGACAAAUCCAAGGAGCACAGAGAUCACUCUGUGAUUCCUGCAGAGGAGGUUGCUGCUGAAGAAUUCAAGGUAAUAAAGGAUGCAGGAGGGGAGAGGGUGUGUGGGGAACACCAGGAGCCUCUCAAGCUGUUCUGCGAAGAGGAUCAAACUCCCAUUUGCCUAGCGUGUGACAGAUCCCGGGCUCACCGAGAUCACACAGUCGUUCCCAUAGAGGAGGCUGCAGAGGAGUACAAGGAAAAGAUCCAGGCCCAUUUGCAGACUCUGAGGGAGGAGAGAGAAAAGUUUCUGGGAUUUAAAGUGACUGGAGAGAAGAGGAGCCAGGAGUAUCUGAAACAGACCCAGGCCGAGAGGCAGAAGAUUGCAUGUCAAUUUCAGCAACUGCGGCAGUUCCUGGAGGAACAAGAGCGACUCCUGCUGGCCCAGCUGGACCAGUUGGACAAGGAGAUUGUGAACAUACAGAAUGAAUAUUUCACUAAACUUUCUAAGAAGAUUUCCCAUCUCAGUGAGCUGAUCAGUGAGUUGGAGGAGAAGGGUCAGGAGUCAGCGAGUGAAUUCCUGCAGGACAUUGGAAGCACCUUGAGCAGGUGUGAGAAGGGGAAGCUCCAGAAGUCAGUGGAGAUUUCUCCUGAACUGGAAAAGGGGCUCAGCAAUUUCUCCCAGAAAUAUAUUGCUCUUAGGGAGACUCUGAGGAUGUUCAAAGCCACUCUGCCAUCUGAACUGGAGACAAAAAGAGAGAAAUCCCUAGGGUCACGCAGAUUGGCAAAUGUGACUCUGGAUCCAGACACAGCUCAUCCCCGACUGAUCGUGUCUGAGGAUCAGAAAAGUGUGAGCUAUAGUUACACCCGGCAGGAUCUGCCCAACAAUCCUGAGAGAUUUGAUACUAGAGUCUGUGUGCUGGGCUGCGAGGGAUUCACCUCGGGGAGACAUUACUGGGAGGUGGAGGUGAAGGAUGAGGGAACCUGGGCUGUGGGGGUGGCCAGAGAGUCUGUGUGGAGGAAGGGAGGGAGAACCCGUAACCCUGAGGACAGGAUCUGGGCUGUGGAUUGGUAUAUGAAUACGUUCUGCGCUGUCUCCUCCUCUGAGACGCCUCUGUCCCUGAGUCGUGAUCUCAGGUUUAUCCGGGUUUCUGUGGACUAUGAACAGGGGCAAGUGAUAUUUGCCAAUGCUGAUAAUGAUGACCCAAUCUUCACUUUCUCAACAAUCUCUUUCGAUGGGGAGAGAAUCUAUCCCUGGUUCCGGGUGGGGCAGAGAUCCCAGUUCAGCCUGUGUCACUGAGACAUGGUGGGAGCAUAUUGUACUGGGGAUCCUGAAAUCAGCCUCUCCAGCAUCAGACACACCAGUCUCUAGUACUCUUGUAUUCCUGCAGACUUUCUAUCAUGUCGUCUCCAUGACCCCAGUAGUUCCAUGGGGUCUGGACUGUCAAACCAUAGAGAGCAGGGAGUGAUUGAGAUGGAGAAGCCAAUCUCAUUGCCCCAGGAUUGUGCAGCCUUUUUGUCACUGUCCUCUAUGGUCAAGAGGACUGUGGGGAUCCUGGGUCAGACAUGGGGGAAAUAGCCCACUAGGAAUGAAAAAUUGGCUCCUCUAGAUGCCGUCAUCCUAAUCUCUGCGACCCUGGAAGGCUUGCAUCUAUCUAGUCGUCUGCCUCAUGUCAUCUCCCAUCUCGUAGCUCCUUAUCUCUGCCCCCUGGAAGGGAAUCUGCUCCCUCCCCACUUCGGCACCAGGGAUGGGAAGGAGGAGGGGUUGAAGAGGAGCAGACUGGACUGAGGGGCAGAUGUGGGGACUGCAGGGUCACAGAAUUAAUUAAUUGGGAUUUGGGGGUUGGAGAGAAGCUGGAAGCCCCGCACCAGCAUGAAAUGUUUUAUACAAAUCUGUGUCAUUAGAUCUAUGGUUCCCCCAGCAACAGCUCCUGCAACAGGGGCUAAAGUCACUUUCCUCUAUAGGAAAUAUAGGAUGAGUUGGGAACACUGUAAUUGUCACUGUGAUGCUGGCAAACCAAAUGCCAGCUCUUACCAAAACUUCAGGCAUUAGCUAAGAACUGGCAAACUCAUAGCUGGAGAUCAGACCAGUUCACCUGUAUGUUAGUUUUACUUAAAAUAGGUAUUAGUCUUGCAACAAUGUGUUGAGUGUUUAGACUCCACGAAAUACUUGUAAAUUGCUGCAUGCAUUGAUUUCACGUGUAAUGCUGGAAUUCCAUGCUAUAAGAAAAUAGCCCGGGUCUACUCUAGGAGUUGAGAUCGAAUUUAGCAGCGUUAAAUCGAUUUAACCGUGCACCCAUCCACACGACGAAGCCCUUUUUUUUGACUUAAAGGGCUCUUAAAAUCAAGUUCCUUACUCCACCUCUGACAAGGGGAUUAGCGCUGAAAUCGGCCUUGUCGGGUCAAAUUUGAGGUACUGUGGAUGCAAUUAGAUGGUAUUGGCCUCCGGGAGCUAUCCCACAGUGCUCCAUUGUGACCGCUCUGGACAGCACUCUCAACUCAGAUGCACUGGCCAGGUAGACAGGAAAAGGCCCGCGAACUUUUGCAUUUCAAUUUCCUGUUUGGCCAGCGUGGCGAGCUACAGGUGAGUGCAGAGCUCAUCAGCAGAGGUGACCAUGAUGGAGUCCCAGAAUCGCAAAAGAGCUCCAGCAUGGACCGAACGGGAGGUACGGGAUGUGAUCGCUGUAUGGGGAGAGGAAUCCAUGCUAUCAGAACUCCGUUCCAGUUUUCGAAAUGCCAAAACCUUUGUCAAAAUCUCCCAGGGCAUGAAGGACAGAGGCCUUAACAGGGACCUGAAGCAGUGCCGCAUAAAACUUAAGGAGCUGAGGCAAGCCUACCAGAAAACCAGAGAGGCAAAUGGCCGCUCCAGGUCAGAGCCCCAAACAUGCCGCUUCUAUGAUGAGCUGCAUGCCAUUUUAGGGGGUUCAGCCACCACUACCCCAGCCAUGUUGUUUGACUCCUUCAAUGGAGAUAGAAGCGACACAGAAGCAGAUUCUGGGGACGAGGAAGAUGAUGGAGGGGAGGGAUAGGAUACAGAAGGACCUAGACAAAUUGGAGGAUUGGGCCAAAAGAAAUCUGAUGAGGUUCAAUAAGGAUA
Messenger RNA from Caretta caretta (loggerhead turtle), 4394 nucleotides. The record is from RefSeq and is a predicted model, not a curated record. Lineage: Eukaryota; Metazoa; Chordata; Testudines; Cheloniidae.